Molecule: messenger RNA, 794 nt
Organism: Sitodiplosis mosellana (orange wheat blossom midge)
Lineage: Eukaryota; Metazoa; Arthropoda; Insecta; Diptera; Cecidomyiidae
Exons: 4
Coding region: 35-778 (247 amino acids)
Source: RefSeq, a predicted model, not a curated record
UGUUUCAAUUUCUAAGGAAAAUUAGUAAAAAAGAAUGAUCAUGAAAUCAAACAAACUGGUUUGCGGCAUAUUACUAUGCCUGUUUUUCAGUGCUAACCUUUACAAUCUUGUUGAGAGCCUGAUCUGGUCCCGAUUUACACUGUUCCAAGUCGUCUGCUGUGUUUCGUGGCCCAUUCCGUACAAAAAUCCACUGCGAAAGUUGUUUUUCAAUGUUGGAUUUCAAUUUAACUACGGCGAACCAUUUGCACUGAGCAAUUUUUAUAAUGCAACUUAUUAUCAAAACAUUUUCAACAGUCGCGAUUUCCACAACGGCCAUUCGCCUAACAGCUCAACAGAAAAUGCGCACUACAACGAUGGCACAACAGAAUAUUCAACAUUAGAUACAACAACCGAUGGAAAUAUGGUUAAUGGCCGCGUUGAGUCGAGGAGUAUCGAUGGUUUAGUUGGCAAAGACGUGUCUGCAGCUCAAUUAUACGAAAGUAUUGAGGAUAACUUUGUUGAAAUUGGUUAUGAUAAGAGCUGUUUGAAGAAGGCGAUAUGCGAACUCGCCCGACAUCCAUUGCACAAAGAAGAUGAUGAAGAGCAUUUACUAAUGGACAUCGUCAAUUUCGUGUUCACGCCAACUGAACACAAUGGAUUCGCAGAGCAUGAAACUUAUGAGCGUCAAAAGUACGAAACAGCUCAGAAGAUUGGUGAAAACGGUCAUGAUUGCGAUGCAAUUUAUCCAGAAUGCGAGAAUUCAAUAUUGAACAAGUUUUCUUAUUUGUUGACAGGAUAAAAUGCGUUUAUUUUCA